Mesoplodon densirostris (Blainville's beaked whale) is the source of this 3369-nucleotide messenger RNA. It is a transcript of the gene ATP8B3, whose product is annotated as ATPase phospholipid transporting 8B3. Gene Ontology annotation, molecular function: ATPase-coupled intramembrane lipid carrier activity. Gene Ontology annotation, biological process: Golgi organization; phospholipid translocation. Lineage: Eukaryota; Metazoa; Chordata; Mammalia; Artiodactyla; Ziphiidae. The record is from RefSeq and is a predicted model, not a curated record. The transcript has 20 exons. Gene Ontology annotation, cellular component: plasma membrane.
AUGCUGGGGGGCCCCAGGUCCCAGUGCAGGAGCACAAAGGAGGAUCCUACAUUCAGUAGCGCCUCCCACACACCCUCCCCACCCUGGCUCAAGUCCCCCAUCUCCGGCCUGGACGCUGCCCCAGCCUCAUCGUUGUCUCCCACCCCUGUCACCACCUCCAGGAAGGCCCCCGGAGUCCCGGCCGUGCGCUGGCUCCUCGAGGUCCCGCUCGGUCCCACCUUAGGCCCCGCCCCUUUGGCCCUGUUCGGCGAGGCGGCCCAGCUCGGCCCUGCCUCUGUCCCGCCCCAACUUGUCUUGGCCCCACCCCUGGGGUCCCGCCCCGCCCCCUCUACCCUGGCCCCACCUUCCACCCUGGCCCCGCCCUCGGCCCCCUGCAUUCUGCCCGGCCCCGCCCCUAGGCCCCAACCUUCCGCCCCGGCCCGCCCCGCGCCCGCGCCGCCCGUUUCAGGCCCGUUUCAGGCCUGUUGGCACCGGGAUAACAGCUCCACCACGUCCGUCGCCCUGGACGCCUGCGGACCGCCCCAGGGAGCCCGGACCCCCACCGCCCCGGCCCGCGCAGGUGAGCGGCGGCGCUCCCGCAGCCGUGUGUCCCCGGGCGCCCGCGCACCCUCUCUGGACUCUGCCCGGUCUGAGGGCGGGAGGCCGCAGCCGCGGCGGCGGGGUCGCCCCCUAGAGGUUCGCGUGGGCCAAGGUCCGGACGGGCGCCGGAGCGCCCGGUGUCGUGUGGGCCCGGAUCUCCAGGUGCAUGUCCCAGGGGGCUGGGCGUCGAACCCUGAACCGCUUCGCUGCGGGAAUGCUCAGGGCUUCCCGGGGGGUAGUGGGCGUUCCGAGCUCAUCUCGGCUCUGGCCCCACGGGAUGAGCCUCACCCUGAGCCUCACUUUUCCUCAUCUGGUGAAUGGGCACUGGCCUUGCUCGGGCCCCCGGGAGCAUCAGAGCUGGCCCUGAGCCAGGCCCUCCCCCUGGGGGCGGGCCCCGGGACCAGUGACCCAGACGCCAGUAUUUCUUGCCCUGGGAGGUUCCAAUUUCAGCAGGCAGCCCAGACAGGGGAAGAAGCAGAGGAGAGAGGCCCCACCAGCAUGGGCAGCCUCACGUACCGAGAAGACCUUGAGGAGGAGAGGAACUCAGAGUUCACCUAGGAGGUGCAAGCCAACAACCGGUCCUACAACAACCAGUUCAAGGAGAAGGUCUUCCUGUGCUGGCAGAGGAAGAGGUACAAGAGGAACGUCAUCCACACGGCCAAGUACGUCUUCUCCUUCCUGCCCUUGAACCUGUACGAGCAGUUCCACUGCAUGUCCAACCUCUACUUCCUUCUCAUCAUCAUCCUCCAGGGCAUCCCCGAGAUCUCCAUGCUGCCUUGGCUCACUCUGUUCUCCCCGCUUGUCGGCCUCCUCACCAUCCGGGCCACCCGAGACCUGGUGGAUGACAUUGGGCGACACAGGAGCGACAGGAACAUUAACAACAGGCCAUGCCAGAUCCUGAUGGGGAAGAGCUUCCUGUGGAGAAAGUGGAAGAAUCUGUGUGUAGGAGACAUGGUCUGUCUGCACAAAGACAGCAUCGUCCCGGCCGACUUGGUCUUGCUGGCCAGCACGGAGCCCAGCAGCUUGUGCUACGUGGAGACAGCUGACAUCGACAGGGAGACCAACUUGAAGUUCAGGCAGGCCCCAACGAUCACCCACCACGAGCUGACCAGUAUAAGGAAGAUGGCGUCCUUCCAAGGCAAAGUGGUGUGUGAGGAACCCAACAGCCGGAUGCACCACUUUGUGGGGUGCCUGGAGUGGAAGGGCAAGAAAUAUCCCCUGGAUAGCAGCAACAUCCUGCGCGGCUGCAAGAUCCGGAACAUGGACACCUGCUAUGGACUGGUCAUCUACGCCGAUGCAUGGAUGCAUGGAAACCCUGCAGGUUUUGACACAAAGAUCUUGAAGAAUUGUGGCAAGAUCCAUCUGAAGAGAACCAAGAUAGACCAUCUGAUGAACAGACUGGUGGUCCUGCCUCUGUAUGAAGGCUGGUUCCUGGCGUUCUUCAACCUGCUCUACACCACCCUCCCGGUUCUCUACAUUGGGCUCUUCGAGCAGGACGUGAGCGCUGAGCGGAGCCUGGAGUUGCCCGAGCUGUAUAUGGCGGGCCAGGAGGACAAGCUCUUCAACUACUGGGUCUUUCUCCAAGCCAUCGCCCACGGCACGGCCACAUCCCUGGUCAACUUCUUCAUGACCCUGUGGAUCAGCCGUGACUCAGCUGGGCCUGUCAGCUUCAGUGACUACCAGUCUUUCGUGGUGAUCGUGGCCCUGUCGGGACUGCUGUCCAUCACCAUGGAGAUCAUCCUCAUCACCAAGUACUGGACCAUCCUGUCUGUGCUGGCCAUUUUCUUCAGCCUCUGCUUUUAUGCGGUCAUGACCUGGCUCACCCAGAGCAUCUGGCUCUUCAAGGUCUCCCCCAAGACCUUCCCAUUUCUGUAUGCUGACCUCAGCGUACUGUCCCAGCCCCCCAUCCUGCUGGUGACCCUGCUGAACGUGUCACUGAACACCCUGCCCGUGCUGGCCUUCCACAUCAUUUACCAAGCCCUCCAGAAGCCACGGCCCAAGGAGGAGGAGGAGAAGACCACAAGUGAGGAGAUCAUCACCGUGGAGCCCAUACCCCAUGUCCUCCGGGAGGCACGGACCCGGCGCUCCAGCUGUGCCUUCUCCCACUGGGAGGGCUACGCGGGCCUCAUCACGCAGGGCACAAUUCUGCAGAGGUCACCAGGGGUCAACAGCGACAUGCUGGUUGAUCACACGAGGCCACCUGAUGAACUGCCCUCGAGCAUGGAGGAGUCCUCCUGGUACCCCAGGAAGAUGUCGUUCCUGGGGAGGAACAGGCGCCAGAACCAGGGGAAGGUGUCCUCCGAGGAUGUUCAGCCUGCCUCUGAGGAGAAGUUGCCGAAGAGGCAGGAGAGGUCACUGUCAUAUGAGCCGUGGCCAUAUACUCCCGAGAGUCUGCCACCAACCAAGGAGACACCACUAUCAGCGGAGGAGAGCCAGAUGCUUCCUUCAAGCCAGCUGUCUUUGAAGAGCCAGUCAGCACACUUGCAGGAGAAGACAUCCCUCUGAAAGAUCCAGAAACUGUCCUGGAAGAACUGGCCGUACACCUGGCAAAAGGAGCCCGGGCCCCCCAAGGAGGGGAUGGUGCCAGUUUCCACCUCGAAUCUCACUGCUCUGAUGGAAACUCCACCACCAACUGUGAGAGGAUCAUCCACCAGCGAGCAGCCAAUGGAGGUGGAGCCCUCACCUGUGGAGAAGCAGCCGUCGCCCAUGGAGUGGCUGCCAGGGCCCAGCGAGGGUCAAACUCCACCUGAUCUGGCAGGGCUGCCGCCCUCGCCUGAGGAACAGCAGUGA